AAAAAAUCAAUGUGGUUUGAAUCAAAAAAAUAUUUUGUUGUUUUGACUUGACGAUUUUUUGUUGAAAUAACCCUCAAAACCGAUCGAAACAACUCAAAAUUUUGAGUUGAAAUUACUUGCUGUAUUUUGUCAAACUCCUUUGGAAAUAACAACAAAAAUUUUGAUUUGCUUCAACCCACAACGGCGUUGAAUCAACUUGACUGUGUUUUUUGAUUUCAAUGAAAAUUAUUAUGGUUUACACGUGCCCCCUUUCUGUCAAAAUGUUGACAUUUUCUCAGUGGGCUGAUCGAUUUUUUUCCGUUCCGUGCCGCGAGGUUAUACAAAUGGAUCCGUGGUCUGUUUAUCUGAGCGAUUCGCGGAAAACGAAAAGGUUGUGCUCGAGAUUCGGGUUGAUUUCCAAACCACCCAGAAUCAGGCCGACUAAAACCCAACAAUUGAGAUACCAAAGCUGCCACCACCAGAAGUUCCUCAGCGUGCUUUGCAAGAUGGAGAACCAACCCAGAUUUAUCGGAAUUCCCCAAGAUCUUAAUCUUCGACGGGACAUGCUUGACCUCUGCGGAAAACAGAACCACGAUCCGGAAGCCAGUGCCAACAUGGCCGCUCAACACGGGGAGACAAACUUGUCGGUUCACUCAGAAGCGGCGGUGUCAACGAACAGCAAAAUGGCUCACGGUCUCAGGGGCCAAAUUUGCUGCAACACUUGAAGGAACAGAUGGAAAUUAUUUGAAAUUUUCAAUAAAUAAAAAAAUUAAACAUCAAUAAAAUACAAUUUUUAUUCCAAUUCAACAUUUUGUUGAUUCAAUUCAAUGACUAACCUUAGUUUGAUAAAAAUCUUGAGUUGUUUCCACAACGAAACCAACGUUGAUUCAACAAAAUUCUGAUUUGAAUGCGCUUUCUGUCAAAUUUUGGUCAACAAAAGUGAGGGUUGAUUCAACAAAAAAGCUGCUUUGAAACAACGAAAUGUCUCGAUUUGAAACAACAAAAUUGGAGAGUUGAUUCAAUGCAAAAAUUUUGUUGAUUAUAUUCAACAAAAUAUUUUGUUGAAUCAAACCUCAUACAGGCUGAUUCUACAAAAUAUUUUUCUG
Culex pipiens pallens (northern house mosquito) is the source of this 1085-nucleotide messenger RNA. RefSeq lists its product as uncharacterized. The record is from RefSeq and is a predicted model, not a curated record. NCBI's taxonomy places the organism in Eukaryota, Metazoa, Arthropoda, Insecta, Diptera, Culicidae. Bases 219 to 704 code for a protein of 161 amino acids. The transcript is spliced from 2 exons.